Molecule: messenger RNA, 748 nt
Organism: Nematolebias whitei (Rio pearlfish)
Lineage: Eukaryota; Metazoa; Chordata; Actinopteri; Cyprinodontiformes; Rivulidae
Gene: zcchc10
Product: zinc finger, CCHC domain containing 10
Exons: 4
Coding region: 30-503 (157 amino acids)
Molecular function (GO): nucleic acid binding; zinc ion binding
Source: RefSeq, a predicted model, not a curated record
GCACCAACGAAGAAGAAGUAAUUUCCAAGAUGGCGACUCCCAUGCACAGAAUAAUAGCGAGAAGACAAGCGGAGGCAAACAAACAAGAUGUGCGUUGCCAGAAGUGCUUGGAAAUGGGACACUGGACCUAUGAGUGCACGGGGAAACGAAAAUAUUUGCACAGACCAUCGAGAACAGUUGAGAUGAAAAAGAAGCUGAAGGAGAUAGAAAGCAAACCUCUCAGCAUCACGGGACCUAAAGAAGAGUCCAGUGAAAAGAAGUUAAAAAACAAGGCAAAAGACUCAAACAACAGCAGCAGCGAUUCAAACGGCUCCUCCAGUGACUCAUCAUCAGACAGCAGCGACGACUCCAGCUUGUCUUCAGACGACAGCAGCAGUGACAGCGACGACGACAGCUCUUCCUCGUCUUCUUCAUCCUCCUCCUCUUCGUCCUCAGACAGCUCAGACUCGGGAAGCAGCGAUUCAGAUCAAGGACCUCCAAGAAAGAGGAAAAAGCAGAAAUGAGCAUGCUGGGACGAGUGGGUUUUCUACUUGUUUGUUUUCCUAUUUGUUUGUUUGUUUGUUUGUUUGUUUCCACCCUCUCAGCUGGUUGGAAGUGAAUUCAUAGAACCGCUGCUGGACAUCGAAAACAGAAAAGCAGGAGUCUGUUCUCAGCUGUGUUCUGUUUUCCAACUUUCUUCUCUCUGUUCUACUAUUAUGACAUUUUCUCAAGUUUGUAUGUCUCAGAUGAAUAAACUUAAAAAAAAAAA